AUGCGAGGUGAUCUUCUCACGUCCGUUGGAUCGUUCGUCAUCACUGUGGAGCCGUUGGAUGCUGGUGCUCGUGGUGUAACUACUAAUGAUGGUUGUGACAGUGGUGAUGGUGGGGAGUUUGGGGAGUGGGUGGUGGUGGUGAGGAGGAAGGGGGCCAUAGACAACAAGGCCCUUCCCGGCGAGGGCACGAUAGUGGAAGCACUGAGAGGAGCACUGGAGAGGCAUGAUAGCAUGAAGGGAUAUGAGGCUGUCGCCGCCACCUCUCUCGCCCCUCUUCUUCCCCAUCCUUCCUUUCCCCCCGUCUCCCUGACUUUUACCCCACCACUCGGUCCCCUCCCUUCCUGCUCACCCCCACCUCUCUCCCCAGAUGUCGUCACCUGCAUCUCAGCCCCCCUCCUCUCCACCCUCUCCUACCCUUUCCCCUCCCAGCGGCCGCGCGUGUGCGUGUUGGGCGGCGGGUUCGGGGGGCUGUACGCGGCGUUGAGGCUGGACUCGCUGCUGUGGAGCGACGAGCGCCGCCCGCAGGUGCUGCUGGUGGACCAAUCAGAGCGCUUCGUGUUCAAACCUCUGCUCUACGAGCUGCUCUCGCAAGGUGGGCAGGGCACCGCUCCUUGUUUCUCAUUUCUGCCUGCUCGUAACGUGGUAGGGGCUAUUGCCUGGUGGUUCUCCGUGUUCUUGCCUGCUUGGCCCCGUCUGCUAAUGUUCACCUGGGCCCCGUCUGCUCAUGUUCACCUCGCUCCCCUGCCUGUUUCUCUCGUACCGUCCUCCGAUUCUGCUUCCUCGAACACAUCCCUCUUCCCCCUCUCCCCCUCUUCCCCCUCUCCCCCUCUUCCCCCUCUCCUCCUCUUCCCCCUCUCCCCCUCUUCCCCCUCUCCCCCUCUUCCCCCUCUCCCCCUCUUCCCCCUCUCCCCCUCUUCCCCCUCUCCCCCUCUUCCCCCUCUCCCCCUCUUCCCCCUCGCCCCCUCUUCCCCAUCUCCCCCUCUUCCCCCUCGCCCCCUCUUCCCCCUCUCCCCCUCUUCCCCCUCGCCCCCUCUUCCCCCUCUCCCCCUCUUCCCCCUCUCCCCCUCUUCCCCUUCUCCCCCUCUUCCCCCUCUCCCCCUCUUCCUCUCUCCCCCUCUUCCCCCUCUCCCCUCUCCCCCUCUUCCCCCUUUCCCCUCUCCCCCUCUUCCCCUCUCCCCCUCUUCCCCUCUCCCGCUCUUCCCCUCUCCCACUCUUCGCCUAUCCCCCUCUCCCCCUCUUCCCCUCUUCCCCCCUUCCCCUCUCCCCCUCUUCCCCUCUUCCCCUCUCCCCCUCUUCUCCUCUCCCCCUCUCCCCCUCUUCCCCUCUUCCCCCCUUCCCCUCUCCCCCUCUUCCCCUCUCCCCCUCUUCUCCUCUCCCCCUCUCCCCCUCUUCCCCUCUACCCCUCUCCCCCUCUUACUCUCUUACCCUCUUCCCCUCUCCCGCUCUCCGCCUCUGCCCCUCCCCCUACCAGAUGUCACGGCGAGCACCCAAGUGGCCUUCCUGCAGGAUGGCGUGCAGGCAGUGCACGUGACCAAGGGCGGGGCUGCCUCUGCUGCUGACGUGGCAGGAGAUACAGGUGGACGCGUGCGAUUGGCUUCUGGAGUGGUGGUGGAAUACGAUUGGUUGGUGUUGGCGUUGGGGGCGCAGACCAACAUGGCCUUCGCGCCAGGCGCCAAGGGGCGAGCUCUGCCCUUCAGCACCCUCGACGACGCUCUGGCGGUGGAUGGGCGGCUGCUGCUGCUGGAGAAGCGGUGGCAGGCGGCCAAGGAGGCAGGCGAGGACCCAGCGCCCAUUCGAGUGGUGGUGGUGGGGGCGGGCUAUGCGGGGGUGGAGCUCGCUUGCACCGUGGGGGAGCGCCUGGGCAGCAAGGGGCGCAUUGAGAUUGUCGACCCGGCCGCUGCUGUGUGCCCCGCUGCUGCUCCCGGCAACAGACGCGCUGCAGAGCGGGUACGUCUCUUUCAUUUCUCGGAUCAUAAACCCCCACUCCUGCAUUCCCCCCUCUCUCCUCGUGGGCUGCCCUGCCCAUCUCUCCCUUCCUCCUCUGUGCUCCUCUCUCCUAUUUGUUUCUCUCUUGCUCCGCUCCCACCCUGCCGUUGCAACUCGUGCUCGUCUGUCCCUCUGGUGCGAACUGUCCUUACCGUCCCUCCUUCUGCCACCCCCCCUUGCCGGGCACAGGCGCUGAAAGAGAAGGGAGUGCAUCUGCGCCUGGGCACCAAGGUCACACGCAUGGCUGAUGCAACCCACUCCUCCUCCCCCUCCUCCUCAUCAUCAUCCUCCUCAUCAUCAUCGUCAUCAUCCUCAUCCGCCGCCUCCUCAUCCCCCCCAUCGGACUCAGACCCAUCUCCCUUCGCCGAGCCAGCAGCGCGCCUCUUCCUCCAGUCAGCAUCACCCGGCAGCUCUGGUAGUGAGAGAGAGAGUGACAUGGAGGCCGAUAUUGUUCUCUGGACUGUUGGCAGCUCGCCUGUUCUCCCAGCCUCUGCCUCAGAAGAAGCUUUAUCAGAAACAUCAGGAGGAACAGGAGGGGAGGGGGGAGUGGGAGGAGUGGGAGGGGAGGGGGCGGUGCAGUGGUUGAGGAGGACAGCAAGGGGGCAGGCGGACGUGGAGGAGAGUCUGAGAGUGAAGGGGCUCACCAGGGUGUUCGCCCUCGGGGAUGCUGCAUGCGUGCCGGAUGGCAACGGGCGACCGUUGCCUGCCACAGCUCAGGUGGCAUUCCAGCAAGCGGACUAUGUCGGGUGGAACAUCUGGGCUGCCAUCAACAACCGCCCCCUGCUGCCCUUCAGGUACCAACAUUUGGGCGAGCUGGUGCUGCUGGGGUCCAAGGAUGCAGCAGCCUCCGUGGGCUUCAUCGAUGACUUUCUUAUUGAGGGGCGCGCUGCGCACACAGCGCGCAAGCUAGCAUAUUUGUACCGGUUGCCAACCAAUGAGCACAGGGCACGUGUUGGGGUGAGCUGGCUGACACGUGCCAUUGUGGACGGCAUCUCCGAGGCACAGAACUUCCUGGCAGCUGCCACCAAGGUUCAAGAGGAUAAGAAAUGA
Molecule: messenger RNA, 3036 nt
Organism: Closterium sp. NIES-65
Lineage: Eukaryota; Viridiplantae; Streptophyta; Zygnematophyceae; Desmidiales; Closteriaceae
Source: the annotation of a GenBank genome assembly